CGCCACUUCUCAUUGCUUUAGUAAACCAUUUAAAACCACGCUGUCAACAGUUAUAGAACCUGGAAUUAGAACCUCCCGCUGUUCUACUGAAGAUCAACUUUCACUUAUCCACUGAUGCCUCAUUUUAAUUCCCAGUUCCAAAAAACAACAGAGACUUUGAAGUGAUUGUACAGAAACAAGUGUGUUUGAUUUGCCUGAAAUAAUCAGUCAGAGCGCUUGGGUUCCCACCCACAAGGUAAUUCGUGUUUGGCAAGGUAUUUGAAUUGGGUCACUGCCAUACCCACAGCUUAUAACUGUGAACAACAUUACAGUACAAGACUCAUCUGUGUCUGGAACUGCAACAGCUACUGUACACAACUCCUCUGGGGAGCAUUGCUAGACGAGGUCCCAGGGAAGUGUUGAAGAAAGAGAACGCAACGUCAAGAAGAUUACCCAGCGUGCCGUGGUCUUCAGCUGUGACCCACAAAACAGAAUAAUGGUUAUUCUAAAAUCAACGGGAGAGCUACAGAGCACUGUUCAUGACAAUACCUCUGUGUUCCUGUACUUCUUCCUUUUCAAAGCAGGGCUAAACUGCUUGGUGAUGACAAUCAGCCAUAGGAGCAUGCGUAGAUCCUUGAUGGGCUUCUUUGGCAUCUCCCUCUUCCUGGCUGACCUGAUGUUCCUCUGCUUUUUGGCAGCCAUGAAGUUCAGAAGCAGCCUAUUCGAUUCCCUGUGCUCUAUCCUGUCCUACUUUUCCAGUGCCUACACCAAGCUGCCUCUGCCCAUUGUCAUUCUAGGGGGCAUCGACCAUUUUGUGAACCUGUCUCGCAGUGGCCUCCCAGUGUCUCGCAGCCGGGUAUUCCUGUAUAGUGUGGAAGUUCUGAUGGUUUGGGCGUUAGCCAUAUUCGACUCUAUGCAUACUAUCAUCAUUGAAAUUCAGAAGAUGGAUCUCCCCAAUAACCAGAGCGCCUUUAUAUGCCCAAUCUACAGCUCCAAUACAGUCAACUUGUUCUGUGCGUCGGUGCUCAUCUUCACAUGCUGCUUGGUUGCCCUCUGUUGUAAACAACUGCUGCUCUUUCAGAGGAUCUUCCAAGCCAAGGACCAGGAUAAGAAAUCACGGGCUGAACCGCUGCAAAGCGAUUUGCCCUUUCGCUACAGCAAGCUUUCUGAUCAGGAAGAGGACAUGGAGGCCCUACUGAAUCAGCAGCAGCAGCCACGCAGCAAGACCAUGAUGCUUCUCCUCAGCAUCAACAUGGACUUCUUGGUGAAUUGGGGAGUCUUCCUGGUGGGGAGCACCAUCACCAUAUUCUGCAACCUAGCUGCUCCUUCCUACAUGAGCAUCAAUCUUCUGUGGCUCUUCUGUGCCAACAGCUUCCUGGUCGGUCUGGUCUACUGGAUACAGGCUGACAGGGUGGGGCCUCUCAAUGACUUCCCUGAUGACAUCUGUAAAUGGAACUUCUACUGGCUAAUCAACAGACAAGCUUCUACUCUACAGGAAAAGGUGUCCCAUAGUAUCUAUACCUUAUCUGACAAGAUGCAUAAAAACCCCUCUCUAGUCUAAAACCAGCACAAUUCCGCAAUACACUGAA
This is a messenger RNA of Acipenser ruthenus (sterlet), 1568 nucleotides long. RefSeq names its product probable G-protein coupled receptor 160. Lineage: Eukaryota; Metazoa; Chordata; Actinopteri; Acipenseriformes; Acipenseridae. Bases 476 to 1540 code for a protein of 354 amino acids. The transcript is spliced from 2 exons. The record is from RefSeq and is a predicted model, not a curated record. Gene Ontology annotation, cellular component: plasma membrane; signaling receptor complex.